CUUCUCGAUACCAAUCAGUCGACCUAAAUUCCACAAGCCAUGUCUGAUAGAGCUGCCAAAAGGCGACGGGUGUCUGAGCCAGACAGCUCGCCGUCGCCACAGCGAAAUAUCAAGAUCGAUGGAAGUAGCCCGACUGAAAUGCUUGCUAUCCUGGCCAACACUGACGAGAGUGUUACGUCGGAACCUGCUAGCGAUCUGAACGUCGCCGACAGCAUCAUUGCGCAAUCCGUAAACGUCAACGAUAUGAUCCUUGAUGAGAGCACGACUCCUGUGGAAACUGCGGCUCCGGCGUUGCCUCCUCCAAGUGGCUUUGCAUCCGACUAUACAGCAACCUUGAUCGUUGCGUCUUUCCCCUCAUCCGUUAAGAUGAGCUCUUUGCUUCCUUCCUUACCACACCGAGAAUUGCUACUGAAAGCUUUCCUUGAGCAUGUCCAUCCAGUCACGAAGAUUGCACAACGAUUGGUUGUGGAAAGAUUAUUCAGGGCGCCUCCCUAUUAUUUGGAUGUCAACCCGUUACUUGCACCAAUGUUGUUUUCUUACCUUCUUGUGGCUGUCUCGUCAAUCAGGCAUUUUUCGGACUUUGAGAGCCAGUAUGGCGCCUCGUGGGGGACUCUUCUCAUGAAAUACGAGGAGGCCACGCGGACUGCUUUGGCUAGAGCGGAUUUUAUGCGAUCAGACAGCAUAAGGAUUCUGGAAGCGUUGGUUUUCUAUCUCUUGGGUGUUCGGCGACGUUAUCCUCCAGAGGCAAUAUGGCCUCUGACUAACAUUGCAGUCAGAUUCGGGCAACGCCUGGAUCUCCACAAAGACGGGUCAACUCUCAAUGUUCCACCUGUCGAGAGCGAAAUGAGAAGAUGUCUUUGGUGGCAGAUUAUACUCAUCGAUACUCAGGCCGGCCAAUUGUGCGGUCAGGACCUCUUGAUGAGUUCGCUGCUGUCAGACUUUGACACGGAAGAGCCGAGGAACAUAGACGAUGACGAUCUUGUACCCGAAUCUCUCGGUACACCAGUAGAGCGUGAGCAUUUAGGCGAGAUGACCUUCUGUCAGAUGCAGUAUCAUUUCGCAAACUUCUUGCGAGACAAGGAUACCGGCCGCAAGCUAUUCGAUUCUGACAGAUCCCUUGCCUCGAAGCUCAUGAUUGUCAGCAUCUACAAGACCGAGUGCGACGACAGAUACCCUACAGCGACGUUGGACUCGGAUCCCCUGUACCUGCUAGCCUUUGUCAAUGCGUGCAAUGCGCAGUACAGAUUGGAUCAUAUCAUCAAUCACGAAAGCAUACGCAAGGGGGGCGAGGACAACGAAUUCACGAAGAAGCAAAGAGAGUGUGUAUGGUCGGCUUCUCAGCACAGGAUUCACACCUACAUCAACACAUACGACAUCACGGACAAAUACAUGUGGUACGUCGACAAUUAUCUUCCACUCGACGCUCUCAUAUUCUCGCUCUUCGAAUCCACGCAAUUUCCUCGUCAGAGUGCGAAUAUGCACAAGGAAUGGCACAAAAUCGACCAACUGCUAACAGGCAAUCCGGAUCUAAUGAUGCACCCCCGUAAUCCAUUUUCCAAAGAGAUUGUGAAGCUCGCAGAUAUCGCUUGGAAGCAACGUGAGCGCGAGCUCAAUAGACAGCAGGAAGUUCUAGCUCGUCGUUUCAGACCAAUGUUCUUGCAACCACUGCAAAUCAGUAUGGCGGAUAUAUGGUCACAGGGCGAUACCGAGGAUGCCGACACCCUCGCUCAACGAGUACGAGAUAGUGCAAUGACUGCCACCGCGGCUGAGGAUAACCGAUUGCGCAUUGAAUCGACGCGGCAGGAGGAAAAAAUAGAAGCCGGUGCUGCGCACAGUUGGCAUUAUUGGGACAAGCUGUUGUGCAAGAAUAGGCUGGUACCCUUUCUGCAUCAACAGAUGAUUACAUUUACACCCUGGAUAUAGCUGUCUCGAUGGAGCGAGUUGACUACCGUAUGAUUAGCAUAAACAUCGUCAAGAACUGACAUGCACAACAGCACUUAGACAACUAUGGAAUAAGCAGUAUUGGCCAUUUAUGAAACGUAAAGUCUUGAUAUGCAUACAC
Aureobasidium pullulans EXF-150 is the source of this 2062-nucleotide messenger RNA. RefSeq lists its product as uncharacterized. The record is from RefSeq and is a predicted model, not a curated record. Gene Ontology annotation, molecular function: DNA binding; zinc ion binding. Gene Ontology annotation, biological process: DNA-templated transcription. The coding region runs from base 40 to 1923 and encodes 627 amino acids. NCBI's taxonomy places the organism in Eukaryota, Fungi, Ascomycota, Dothideomycetes, Dothideales, Saccotheciaceae. The transcript is spliced from 2 exons.